AUGAAGGACCACAAUCUCCCCCGGGCCCUCGCCCUCGCUCUCCUCACCACAUGCUCCACCGCCCAACUCUACCCCCUCCAAUCCCCCCUCAACCACACCUGCCAACUCCAAGAACCCCUGCUAUCCUGCCCGUCCCAAGACGCCUCAUGCGUAGACUCGUGCUGCACCGAAACCUUCGGCGGCCUCCUCCUCAGCACACAAUUCUGGAACACCUACACCGGUCUCGAAUCCUCAGGCCAGUACCUCCCCAAGGACACCUGGACGCUCCACGGUCUCUGGCCCGACUUCUGCAACGGAAGCUACACCCAAUACUGCGACUUGACCCGCCAAUAUGACCCCAUUCCCUCCCCAAACACAACAAAUGGCCUCCCCAACGGCACCGCCGUGCCCGCCUACACCGGCCCAAAUAUCGAUACCUUCCUCGAGCCCUUUGGCAAAUACGACCUCCUAGACUACAUGUCGACCUACUGGGUGGCGUGGCAACAAGACAACGCGGGUUUCCACGCCCACGAAUUCUCAAAACACGCUACUUGCUUUUCUACCUUCAACGUGCCGUGCUACGGUCCGCUGUACCGCCAGCACGAAGACGUCGUCGAUUUUUUCGAGACGGCGGUAAAGUAUUAUAAGCGGUUUCCUACGUUUGAGUGGCUGCACGAGGCGGGUAUUACGCCGUCGAAUGCGUCGGUUAGGUAUUCGUAUGGGGAGAUUGUGCAUGUGUUGGCGGAGAGGCAUGGUGGUGUCCCGUUUUUGGGGUGCUCGGGUCCGAGGUUCAAUGAGACGGUUGCGGGGAGGAAUAGUACGGAUAGGGGGUUUACCGUGUUGAAUGAGGUGUGGUAUUAUGAGCAUGUCUACGGUCGCCCUCAGGAAGGAAACACGAUUCCUGUUAAUGCGUCGGCGAGUUACCUGACCAACUGUGCGAAAACAAAGGGCGCCAUUUUCUACCCGGAGCGAACGAAUGGUUCGGAAAAGGUUCCUGCGGUUCCGUACUAA
Molecule: messenger RNA, 990 nt
Organism: Bipolaris victoriae FI3
Lineage: Eukaryota; Fungi; Ascomycota; Dothideomycetes; Pleosporales; Pleosporaceae
Exons: 2
Coding region: 1-990 (329 amino acids)
Biological process (GO): RNA catabolic process
Cellular component (GO): extracellular region
Molecular function (GO): RNA binding; ribonuclease T2 activity
Source: RefSeq, a predicted model, not a curated record